Talaromyces stipitatus ATCC 10500 is the source of this 684-nucleotide messenger RNA. RefSeq lists its product as uncharacterized. Gene Ontology annotation, cellular component: nucleus. Lineage: Eukaryota; Fungi; Ascomycota; Eurotiomycetes; Eurotiales; Trichocomaceae. Gene Ontology annotation, molecular function: DNA binding; zinc ion binding. The coding region runs from base 1 to 684 and encodes 227 amino acids. The transcript has 5 exons. Gene Ontology annotation, biological process: DNA-templated transcription. The record is from RefSeq and is a predicted model, not a curated record.
AUGCAACAACCCUGGUGCUUAAUGCAUUCUCUUGCACAAUGGGGCAGUGGUGACAAGGAUAAAAGCUCGAUGAACAUGGGAAUUGCCGUUAGAAUGGCUGGCAUCCUACGACUUCACCGAGAGGAAACUUACAGUCUUCCACCAGAUGCCACGACGGAUAAGAUAGUUGAGGCAGAAACAGCUAGGCGUACAUUCUGGGUUUUGGAAACUGAGGAUAAUCUUCAUUCCAGCCACGCGUCCCCUGUGGCGUUUGGCGCAGACGAUAUUACAACUUUGCUCCCAUGCGAAGAAUCUGAUUUUGCUUUUGGGCGUAUACCUUCGUCUCGGGCGGCACUACCAGGAACCAAAGCGGCAAAGUUAUGGCCAGAACUGACAUCUCUCCCAUCGCGGUCGCUCUUCGCCACACUCCUCCAAGCACAUAGUCUAUGGGGAAGUGUCGCUCGAAAGGCAUGGCGAGCAGAUUUCUGCUCUGAGGGCCCGCCUCCCUGGGAUCCUGAUAGUACAUAUGCUAAAAUGUGUCAAAUAUUGACACAGUGGGAACGUGACACUCCAGCUAGCCACCGAUGGAGUGUCUGGAAUAUGAGAGGACAUAGCGCAGAGCAGGUCCAUGCAGCUUAUCUGAGCGUUGUUAUGGUGACAAGGUUAAGCCACAUCGUCAUUCGGAGAGUUUACUUGGAAGAGUAG